Molecule: messenger RNA, 4674 nt
Organism: Puntigrus tetrazona (Sumatra barb)
Lineage: Eukaryota; Metazoa; Chordata; Actinopteri; Cypriniformes; Cyprinidae
Gene: mrtfab
Product: myocardin related transcription factor Ab
Biological process (GO): smooth muscle cell differentiation
Source: RefSeq, a predicted model, not a curated record
CUUUAAACGAUGAAAGUGUAAAAAUAGUAACAACAACUAGCGGGCCUUCGAGAUGCUCUCAAACUGUGAAUGGAAAUGAGGCUGAAAUCUGUUACUGUGGAUCUCAUAUUUAAGGUCUGACUGCUUCACCCACCUGUCACCCUGGCAGCACAGGAAGCCAAGCUUGGGGAGGAGCUAAGCCCUGGCAGCAUGGUGUCUGCCGUGGGGACCGGCUCUGUGCCCAGUCCUCAGAGCGAGGCGGUGACCAGUGAGCUGCAGGAACUCUCUCUGCAGUCUGUACCAAGCUUACUGCCCCUGAAAGAACGCAAGAAUGUUCUUCAGCUCAAACUACAACAGAGAAGGACGCGAGAGGAGCUGGUCAGCCAAGGAAUCAUGCCUCCACUGAAGAGUCCUGCUGCCUUUCACGAACAGAGGAGAAGUCUGGAGAGAGCACGCACUGAGGAUUACCUGAAGAGGAAGAUCAGGAGUCGGCCAGAGAGAUCCGAACUGGUCAGGAUGCACAUCCUCGAAGAGACCUCAGCCGAGCCCUCACUGCAGGCCAAGCAGCUGAAGCUGAAGAGAGCCCGAUUAGCAGAUGAUCUCAACGAUAAAAUCUCCCACCGCCCUGGUCCCAUUGAGCUCGUCCACAAGAACAUCCUCCCUGUGCACACGCUCAUUGGUACAGAGUCUCCAAAGGGUGAGAGCUCCUCAUUGGACGAGGACAGUAGUGAUGCACUGUCACCAGAUCCCCCGUGCAGUCAGGACUCUCCGUUGGGACUUGCCCCUCAACACUCCCCCACUGAUAUGAUGAAACUGAACAGAGAUCACUCACCCACCCAGUUCCUCACUCAGGCCCCACCUCCUCCUCUUAUUGCCUCUGACGCCUCACCACAGAAUCUAACCAGUGAAACAAACAUGACAAACUCUUCCCGUCCACCAACGGGACAUGCAAAGCAGUCCAAGUCCAGCACAGAUCGGAUAUCUCAACGAUCCAAGAAACCCAAAGAUAACAAGCCCAAAGUAAAGAAACUUAAAUAUCACCAGUAUAUCCCACCUGACCAGAAGAAUGACCGGGAGCCUCCUCCUCAACUGGACUCCUCGUACGCUAAAAUUCUACACCAACAGCAGCUUUUUCUUCAGCUUCAGAUCAUCAAUCAGCAACAGCAGCACUACAACUACCACACUAUCUUACCCGCACCUCCAAAACUUCCUGCUGAAAAGCAGCAACCAUCCACCAAUCCAGGCCCCUCUCCUUCCCAGACUAUUUCCACAUGCUCUACAUUCUCCUCCAAUCAGAAUGGGCCCAAUCGUCAGAGUCAGCCUACAGUGGGAGGAGCUAAGCCCAGCACUUUGCCUGCAAACCUGGAUGAAUUCAAAGUUGCUGAACUUAAACAUGAGCUCAAAUUGAGGGGGCUGACAGUAUCAGGCACCAAGAAUGAUCUCAUCGAACGACUGAAGAACUACCAGGAGCAGAACAGUGGUGCAUCAUCCACAGGUGCUGCAGCUACGAAAACAGUCCCUGCUCAUUUACCACAGGUGUCAGUACAGUCGUCGGGUGCCGCCCCACAUCAAGCUCCGAAGGAUACGGUUGUUUCGAUGUCAGCUUUUCCUGUCGCGGCUACCACAAGGGUCCACAGUACAACUCCACCUCAAAUCAUGCGCCUCGGCAGCACUAGCUCCUCUCCUCCGGUGUCUCCUACCCCUUCCGACCGCUCUCUGGCUGGAUUGAGUCCGGAUGAAACCAGCUGCAAUGGGGAUGUGUUUGGAGAAAUGGUUACCUCACCUCUCACCCAGCUCAGCCUGCACCCAUCUCCAGACCACCCAUCCCCAAUUAAAGAGGAGUCUCAUGGGCAGAUGCAGGCCUCCUGUAGCCUUUCUCAACAGGGUCCAUUGCUAUCCGCACAGCCUCACGAUCCAAGUCCCUUGGCAGCAUCAGGAUCUGCUGUGUCUCCUCUGGACAAAGACCAAAUGCUUCAAGAGAAGGACAAGCAGAUCGAGGAGUUGACACGCAUGCUAAGGCAGAAGCAGAGGCUGGUGGAGACCCUGCGCUCUCAGCUGGAGCAGGGUAAGCGUGGAGCAGCCGCAGAAGUUACCGACACCACAGGUAAUGCUGAAAUGCCACUGCUGUCUAACGGAGUGGAAGUGAAGGUAAAGGAAGAGAUUAAGGAUGAAAUGGACACAACGGAGGACCUGCAGAAGCAAGUCCGGCCCCAGAAGAAGAUCCAGACGCAGUGUUCUCAGCAGACUCUGCUCAAACUGCAGCAGAUUCAUCGGCUGCAGGUGCAGCAGCAGAUGCUGGUAGACCUACCAAAUGUACAGCAACAGAAGACACAGUUACUGCAACCGCAAAAACAACAGCUCCAAGCUGACCCAGCGAAACUGCAGCAAGAACAAGGAAAAACACAGGUGUUGCUGUUGCAGCAGCAGAAGACGCAGCUACUGCAACAGCAGCAGAAAGCCCAAUCACUGCAGCAGCAGAAGGCUCAGCUGCUGCAGCAGCAGAAGGUACAGUUGCUACAACAGCAACUACAACAGCAGCAGAAAACCCAGUUGCAGCAGCAAAAGAAGACACAGUUACUACAGCAGCAGCAGCAGCAGCAAAAGUUGCAGCAGCUCAUCAUCCAGCAGAGGCAGCAAAAACAGCUACAAAACAAUCAGAAAAAGCAGCAGAAGCCUCAAAAUCAGCCACAGCAGCAGUUGCAGACUCCACAGGUUUCACAGGUAUUUGUCAACCAACAGUCUAGCACUCAGAUUACUACGUCUUUCCCACUGGAUCUCCUGAAAGCUCAUCCAACACCCACCUUGGUCACCGACAGCAAUGGCAACCGUUAUCUGAUUGCACUCACCAGUAAUAGUGUUGAUAGCCUUAUUGGAAAGUCACCUCAGAGCAAAUCCAAUGGACGCAUCACUCUACAGAGAUUGCAGUCAACUCCUACUAAGCUCCCUAGCCAGUCGUCUACUGAUAUGGCUAGUUCUGCCAACCAAUCACAGACUGUCAAAGAACCCAUCACUAAAGUUCAGAAAGUAGGCCUCCACUUGGAAACUACCAGUGUUAAAGAGUCAAGCCAACCAGUGUCUGCACCACCUAGCUUUGAGCCCUUCUUCUGUGAGGAAUCCAACCCACUGAGUAAACCCUCCUCACCUCCUUCAUUUAAGGAGGACAUUUGCCCAAGUUUUGAUCGACACACUUUAUUUACCCCUUCCUCCCCAAAGCUGAACCCUCACCCUCCUCAGCGUUUCAAAGAUAAUAUCUCAAACAACCAGCAAAUAGAUGAUCUGUUUGAAAUCCUGAUCAAGAGUGGAGAAAUUUCAUCUGGAUUUAAAGCCAGUCAAGACCCCUCCCUGUCUGACCUCCACUCCAGUCCACCAACUCCAUCUCCACCACCUUCUCCGCUCCACCUCUCACCACCCACACAUCACCCCACCCCGCCCCUUCCCAGCAGCUCCCAGACACCCAGGAGGCCUUGCUCUGGAACCGGCCGCCUGGAGGACUUCCUGGAGAGCACCACCGGUGCUCCUCUUCUUGGCGUGGAGCCGGACGGCCCAUUGACAUUAAUUGAUGACCUCCACAAUCAAAUGCUGAGCACUUCCAGUAUUCUGGACCACCCCCCAUCUCCAAUGGACACCAGUGACCUGAGCUUCUCACCCCACCCCGCCAGCCUGGACUUUGAAGACCCCACCUUGGAUGGCAUGGAUUGGCUGGACAUACCCGUGGUAGGAGGGGGCAGUAAUUCUAACGGUGGGGGUAUGGUUCUUGCCCCUCUGAACUCACACACCCCACCCAGUGUAUUUUCCGCAGACUUUUUGGACAGUUCGGAUCUGCAGCUCCACUGGGACUCAUGUUUGUAGCUUUUGGUCUUAAUUGCUUGACGACACACACAAUUUAGCACCUUCAACCUUACUGUGUAUAGGCUGUACACAAAACACUCCAGACGCACAUGCUGUUUCUUAUGCUGAAAAGCUUCAAGCUUUCUUCAUAUUCCAAUGCCGAGUGGUAUUUAAACAGUUCCUGCGUCUGAAAGGUUCUCUUAAGCACUGAAUUUGAAGCUGUCAUUUGCUUCUUCAUACCCAAAUGUUUUCAUCACAUGGCGUUGAUGCCUUUGCCAACAGAGAGACCAAUCUGGACACCGCCACCAACUUUUCACACCAUCAUCAGCUCAACUAAAAUCCAUAGUUUGCUCUAGCUUUUAGACAAGUUGUCUAUGCUGGUGGUUAGGAUCAUUUUUCACUUCAAGCACACCAGUUACUAUACUCCACUACCUGUCUUUGGCACCAUAUAUAGUGUUAUUUCUACCCAUUUUAAUAAAGCUAUGACCUCAUAAACAUUAUAUGAGGCUAUUUCUGCUCCACACUUUUUCCUUCCGUCAACAAACUAAAUAGAGGUAAAAUAUGAGAGAUAAAAGUCAUCCGUGCUUUUGGCUACUUCUUCCAACAUUGCACUUAAGCCGACCCGACUGGUGCUCUGGUCUACACGACCCAGUGUAAUGGUCUUUGCAGGGAACCAGGUUUGGUGACGGUCACCAGAUCUCUAUGCAUUGCUGUACUUUAGGAUCAUGUAUUGAUGAAACCUUUGUUCCUUUUCCUCUGAUUGUAGCGAUUAGCUGGUGGAGGUCAAUGCUGGGGUUCAGGUUUCAGAGUAUUUGGAACUUCUUGUUUUUUAAAAAAGAAAAAAAAUAAAUAAAAGAAAAAAAUGCA